AUGAGCGACUUCCGCCGCACGCAGAACACCUUCGGGGACGCCUUCCCUACCGCAGAUCAGCUACAUGGUGGCUUCAACUUCGACAACUGCCGCCGCAAUGAGCUCUUGUUCAGCCAGUCGGGCGGUAAGCAGAAGCUGAAGGCCACUAAGACAGGCACUACCAUCGACGGUGUGGUGCUGGGCGCCGACACGCGCUCGACGGGCGGCUCCAUCGUGAUGGACAAGAACUGCGAGAAGAUCCACUACAUCGCGCCCAAUAUCUACUGCUGUGGCGCUGGCACAGCUGCCGAUACGGAAAACACCACAGCUCUUAUUUCAUCGCAGUUGGAGCUGCACCGCCUGAACACGGACACGCAGUCGCGCGUGGUGACGGCAAUGACGCUACUGAAGCGGAUGUUGUUCCAGUACCAGGGUCAUGUCUCGGCUGCACUAGUGCUUGGUGGUGUGGACAUUACGGGCCCGCACCUCUACACCAUUUACCCUCACGGAAGCACGGACAAGCUUCCGUUUGUGACGAUGGGGUCGGGUAGUCUGGCCGCCAUGUCGGUGUUCGAGCACGGCUACAAGGACGACAUGACUGAGGACGAUGCUAAGAAACUGGUGCAGGAAGCAAUUCUGGCUGGUAUUUUCAAUGAUCUGGGCUCUGGCAGCAACGUGGACGUGACGACAAUCAAGAAGGUCAACGGCAAGGUGGAAGUGGUCAAGGAGUUUAACUGUAUCAAGCCCAACGAGGUGUCGGAGCUGCGGUCGCAGAUUAACCGGGACAUCGUCACGCACAUCCCGCGCGGAGCUACUCAUGUUCUAAGCUCCAAGACUGAGCUGUUCCCUGCCAGCAUUGUCGUCGAGGAGGCCACGCCCAUGGAACUGUAG
Messenger RNA from Phytophthora infestans T30-4, 870 nucleotides. Its product is annotated as proteasome subunit beta type-7, putative. The record is from RefSeq and is a predicted model, not a curated record. Bases 1 to 870 code for a protein of 289 amino acids. Gene Ontology annotation, molecular function: threonine-type endopeptidase activity. NCBI's taxonomy places the organism in Eukaryota, Oomycota, Peronosporomycetes, Peronosporales, Peronosporaceae. The transcript has 6 exons. Gene Ontology annotation, cellular component: proteasome core complex.